Mesocricetus auratus (golden hamster) is the source of this 2751-nucleotide messenger RNA. It is a transcript of the gene Gpr39, whose product is annotated as G protein-coupled receptor 39. Gene Ontology annotation, cellular component: membrane. Gene Ontology annotation, molecular function: G protein-coupled receptor activity. NCBI's taxonomy places the organism in Eukaryota, Metazoa, Chordata, Mammalia, Rodentia, Cricetidae. Gene Ontology annotation, biological process: G protein-coupled receptor signaling pathway. The record is from RefSeq and is a predicted model, not a curated record. Bases 428 to 1795 code for a protein of 455 amino acids. The transcript is spliced from 2 exons.
UUGCAGCAGGCUGCUGAGCAGAAAGAGCUGUGGUUAAUGAUUGACCCGUGGGAGACCUCUUGCUUCCCUCCUGCAAGUCGACAGGGAGGCCAGUGCCAGGGACCUGGAAGGGAGAGGAGGAACCACAGCAAGGCAAAGUACUGCGGGUCUCGCUGUGAGUUGGUCAGGGAGGUCAGAGCCUGGUCCCUUCUUACUGCAGAGCUGCUGUCUCCAAACCCCACCACCACCCACCGGCGCCACCAGGGAUUCUAGGGUGAUUUAUUCCAGGAAGUUUCAAUGAGAAAGCCGAAAAACUAAGUCACCCUUGGCCAGCCAACUCCAGUGACGGAAAGUGCUGCGCCCACGCUGGUGAGUUGCGAGAUUUCUCUGGGCAGAGGAAGGGAAGUGGAGACCUUUGGGGACCUGGUAGCCUGGCUCUCCCUUCCUCAUGGCUUCAUCCAGUAUCUCCAGCAAUGUCUGUUCCCGUGUCAUCGAUCACAGCCAUGUCCCCGAAUUUGAGGUGGCCACUUGGAUCAAAAUCACCCUCAUCUUGGUGUACCUCGUCAUCUUCGUAGUGGGCAUCUUGGGCAACAGCGUCACCAUCCGGGUUACACAGUUAUUGCAGAAAAAGGGCUAUUUGCAGAAGGAGGUGACAGAUCACAUGGUCAGUUUGGCUUGUUCAGAUAUCUUGGUCUUCCUGAUUGGCAUGCCCAUGGAGUUCUACAGCAUCAUUUGGAACCCUCUGACUACACCCAGCUACCCGCUGUCCUGCAAGCUCCACACGUUCCUCUUCGAGACAUGCAGCUAUGCCACAUUGCUGCACGUGCUGACCCUCAGCUUUGAGCGCUACAUUGCCAUUUGUCAUCCCUUCAGGUAUAAGGCCGUGUCUGGACCUUGCCAGGUGAAGCUGCUGAUCGGUUUUGUAUGGGUCACCUCUGCCCUGGUGGCGCUGCCCUUGCUCUUUGCCAUGGGUAUCGAGUACCCCCUGGUGUCUGUGCCUACCCACAGAGGACUCAACUGCAACCUCUCUCGCACCCGCCACCACGAGCAACCUGAUACCUCCAAUAUGUCCAUCUGCACAAACCUCUCCAGCCGCUGGACUGUCUUCCAGUCCAGUAUCUUUGGGGCCUUCGCGGUUUACUUGGUGGUCCUGGUGUCUGUGGCUUUCAUGUGUUGGAAUAUGAUGAAAGUGCUCAUGAGGAGCAAGCGGGGCACUCUGGCAGGGACAGGGCCACAGCUGCAGCUGAGGAAGUCCGAGAGUGAGGAAAGCCGGACAGCGAGAAGACAAACCAUCAUUUUCCUGAGACUGAUUGUGGUGACGCUGGCCGUGUGUUGGAUGCCAAAUCAGGUUCGGCGGAUCAUGGCUGCGGCAACACCCAAGCAUGACUGGACCAAGUCGUACUUCAGGGCAUAUAUGAUCCUUCUCCCCUUCUCUGACACCUUCUUCUACCUCAGCUCUGUGGUCAACCCUCUCCUCUACAACGUGUCCUCUCAGCAGUUCCGGAAGGUGUUCUGGCAGGUCCUCUGCUGCCGCCUGACUCUGCAGCACGCCAACCACGAGAAACGCCUGCGUGCCCAGUUCAGCUCCACCAAGGACAGCACCCGCUCCAUCCGCAGCCCCCUCAUCUUCCUAGCCUCCAGGCAGAACUCUUCCUCCAGGAGAUCUAACAAGGUUUUCCUAAGCACUUUUCAGGCUGAGGCCAGGCCCGGAGACGCUAAGCCCCAGUCCUUGAGUCCUGAGUCACCACAGAUCGACUCAGAGACCAAACCAGCUGAUUCUGCCACAGAAAAUGGUUUACAGGAGCAGGAAGUGUGAAUACCAAGUUCAGAAGCCUUGAGCAGAAACUGGCUCCUCCCUCCCGCAAAAGCCAAGUUACCUUCACGCAGCGUCCUGCAUUAGACUGUGACUCCAUCAGGGGCAGAAUGGAAGCUGGAGGCUUUGGGAGGGGCAGAUGCAUAUCGCAAUGACUUCUAAGGGCUGAUUCUUCCAGGCUGGCCUUGGUGGUGGCUCCGUGGACUGGGAUGGGAAGACCUGGGCUUUCUGCUCCAAGCUUUUGCUUCAACUACACACAGAAAUUCGGACUGAACUGUUUCAGAACUUACAAAGUAUUUGUGCAUGGCAAUCUUGCAUUACUUGAAAGGGAACAAACAGGCCCCUUUGUCUACCCAGAAUUAAAGGACACCCAGAAGAGGCUCAAGGAAGUGAGAGAGGGAGGGCCAGACAGAUGACGCAGCAGGGGUUGGCAUCUCCUUUAGCUUCAGCAGUGUGCCAAGCAGAGGGCUAAGUUGAAGAGCAGGGCAGUGGUGAGAAGCCCUGGCCUGACGGCCGAGGCAGAGCUGCCUCUUUUCUUGGGCCUCGGCCCGUUGCAAAGAGGAGUGUUGCAGCAGCUGAUACACACGGAGUUCAGUUUCCCAGGGGAACAGAAGGACUGGUACCCGGCCGAGGCAAUCAGACAGGCUGCUGACGAUGCACACGACUUCCGGUACAUGAUCCCUGCAACACAGGACCACAGAAGUGGGGUUAGCAUGUGUAGUCUGCAGUCCAAAAUCACUUCGAGCCCAGAUCUGAACGCAUAGCUUUUCCUAACUCCUCACAGGGAAAGGGUUCUUGUCCCCCGAGCUUGUUGCAGCCUGGGAGUUCUUUGGGGUUAUUGCAUGGAGGUCACACAGAACCUAUAGUGAAUACGACAGUCACUGUUUCACUUUUGACAAACUUGUUCUGACAGCUAUUUUAGCUGCUAUAUCCAUGAAUAAAGAGUCAUUAACACCAAA